This is a messenger RNA of Malaya genurostris, 2336 nucleotides long. RefSeq names its product coiled-coil domain-containing protein 18 (gene Cnb). The transcript is spliced from 2 exons. The coding region runs from base 117 to 2297 and encodes 726 amino acids. Gene Ontology annotation, biological process: regulation of cilium assembly; centriole replication; centrosome separation. NCBI's taxonomy places the organism in Eukaryota, Metazoa, Arthropoda, Insecta, Diptera, Culicidae. Gene Ontology annotation, cellular component: centriole; centrosome. The record is from RefSeq and is a predicted model, not a curated record.
UGUUGUGGCUUGUUUGUUUUGGUCAUCAACCGAACGAAGGGUGCUGUUUUACACAAUUUUAUUGAAUCCUUCGCUGUUUUUAUUAUCUUCAAAAUUAAAUCAAACCUGAGUAUGUAAUGAGUGAUUCCGACGAUACGGAUGUACUUUUGUUGAUUCCACCAGAUUUCUUCAACAUCGAAGCAAAUUCAGUUACUCCGCAACCGCGUCGGUCCGGUGGAAGUAUCAGCAAUUUGACAGAAUUUUAUCGUCCCUCGGACAUAUUCAGCAGCUUUGGUUCGAUGACAUUAAUGGCCAAUAAUAACGAAUCCUCGGAAGCACAAUCAUAUAAAAGCUCUCUCAUGACAAUGAGCACAACGAAGGGAGGUUUCUGUCCUACUGGACAAAGUUAUGAUUGUCAAACCCAAGUAGACGGAACCAACGUUUUUUACUCAACACCGCUCAAAGGGCACUUGGAAAACGAAACGAAACAGCCGGAAGCAAGCAAUCACUAUUUGCUCAGCGAAAUCGAUCAAUUUUUUCAAGAAAGAAAUAUGAAACCGAAUCCAGUUUAUGGCACUUUACAGGAAAUGAAUAAAAGCCCUGAAAAUUCCCUGAUUGAUGUCAACAAUGUUUCAUUAACUGAGGUACCUUCCCUCACUACAAGUGAUUUCAACACUUUCAGUCGAAUAGCGGUACCUCAGAAACCUCCACGGAAAGACCCACCGGCUUCCAUUAGCUCUAGAUUAUCGUUUAGCAGCAGGGCUCCACUUUUAAGUUUGAAUGAAAUUUGGAGCAACAAUGCAAUCAAUCAGGAAAGCUCAAAAGUGCAGGAAGAACGGUUACGAAGACAGCACUGUGAACGGAACAUUCAAAUGCUGCAGGCGAAACUACUCGAGUACGAACAAAAAAUCGCCGUGGCCGUCGAUGUGGAUAAAGAGAAAGAAAAUGUGAUUCUGCAAUUACAGGAGAGUUCAAUGAAUUCAAAUCAACGCAUCCGGGACCUAGAACACAAAUACAACGAGCAGCAUGAAAAGCUUCUACAAGAAAAUAUAGAUAUUAAAAACAAAAGUCUCCACCUAGAGAAGAUACUAGGAGAAACGAACACCGUAGUUCGUAAGCUUCAGGAUCGUAAUGAAGUGCUUGAGAGCAAGGUAGAAAGUUUAACCACUGCUAAUCAGGACGUAACCGAAGUUCACAAAAAUCAACUCAAAGAUCUGGAAAUCCGAUUGUCCAACAGCAGAGAGAGUGAACGAAACCUAAAGGAGCAGUGCAGCAGGUUGAAGAAAUCCAACGAACAAUUGAAGGAUGAACUUGAACUGGAACGUAAACGGUCCGAAGAAGCAAACAAAUUGAGAGCAGAUGUUGCUUCGUUUAAAGUAAAGAUUGAUAACUUGAACCGGAAGCUCAACGAUUCCAAUACGCAAAACGAAUCAUACAAGGAGCAAAUCAAUGAUCUGAAAGUUCAAAAUCACACUCAUUUGGAGGAAAAAAAGAAUCUUCUGAAGGAACUAGACGUUCAACGGUUGUCUUUGAAAAAAUACUACCAAUCGCAGCUGGAAGAUGUCGUAGCAGAUAAAUUGAGAGAAUUCCAGAAACAGCUGACCACUGUUGAGCAACAACUGAAAGCAGAAGCAAACCGAAAGGAACGACUACUCGCAGAGCGAGCCUUCAAACAAAUUGAAUUGAUUAGUCAGACUAAUGAGCAAGAGAUAAAACUUCUCAACGAGAAGUAUAAUGAGCAAGAGGCACUCUAUCGUUUGCAAUUAACCAAUUCGUCCAAAACCAUACACGAGCUGGAAGACAAACUAGCUUGCUAUCAAAAUCGAAGAGCUGACAUUGCCGAACAGCUGCACUCUAUAAUGGAAGUGCAGUGGCAAAAAGCUCUGGAAGUACUGACAUCACCCUCUUCAGUUGCAUUGAACGAAGAUACACACAAUCGUUUUAGCAAACUACGAGUUGAUCACAUUGACAAAGAUCAACUAGAUGGAGUGCGAACGCUUAAGAGCGUUGCUGAAAAUGAAACGUUUCAGACUCCACUUAGCAGUCGGCAUCAGAGAAUGACGGGUGGUUUAACGGAGAAAAGCACACUACCACGAGAUUUACUCCACAACUAUAUUGAACUGUUGUUAGAGAAAUCACCGAACGAUUUGAAGGAUUUGGAGAGUUUACUAUCUGAUUGUAAAAAACAUUCGAACCAACCUAACGAACGACCUUCACUUGCGCCCGUUACAGAUAAACAUAAGGUAGAGUUAUGUUCAAAUACAAAUUUAAGCGGGCUGAGUAAAACGAUUGGGAAAACUCCUAAGCCAUGGAGGUGAACAUUGGGUUUAAAGAGAAUUGUAAGUCUGCAUAGUGAA